This is a messenger RNA of Emiliania huxleyi CCMP1516, 1666 nucleotides long. RefSeq lists its product as hypothetical. The annotation marks the transcript as partial. The record is from RefSeq and is a predicted model, not a curated record. Lineage: Eukaryota; Haptophyta; Isochrysidales; Noelaerhabdaceae. The transcript is spliced from 5 exons.
ACAUGAACAUCGGGCAGGCUCCGCAGCCUCUCCGGCCCUGUGCCGUGCUCCCCGGCCACCGGCGGCUGCACGUCUCGCGAGGUGGGGCGGCUCCCACCACCGACGGCGACGGCUGCUGGAACGCCGUUCGGUCGCACUUCUCCGCCUCCGAGCUGGGUGUCGUGGUGACGUGGUCGCUCGGCUCUCGAGAGGCGCGCGACUCGCGAGGCGCGCGCUUCUCUUCGAUGGAUGAGAUGCGGCAGCUCUACGGCGAUCGCCACGACGUCGCGCUGCUGGUGGUGGCGCGUGGCGCCUCGUGCUCUCAGCUGACGCUGUCGCUGCUGCGCUGGCUGUCCGCCGGCCGCGGGGGCUGCAUCGACGGACCCAACCUGGGAGCGCGUGAGGCGGCGACGGUCCUGCGCUUCGCGGUCGAGUUUUACAACCACCUUCCCGCGGCGGUCGUCUUCACGCAGGACGAUCCCGAGGUCAAGCUGAUGCAGCGGCCGGGCAACCAGCGCCACCCGUCCGAUGCGCCCGUCGGCUCCCGCGGCUGGCUCCGCCUGCUCGAGACGACCUUUGACAAGCGGCGCGAGGCCGCGGCGGCCGGCGCCGUCGACGUUGCAAACGAGAGCUCGCCGUGGGAGCUCGGCCCGUGUCCGUGCACCGUCGACGUCGAGCGCGGCUUUGCGAUGCGGUCGUACGGAGAGUACCGGCCCAUGCACUGGUGGCUGCGCACCUUCCUCGCGCCGCCGUUUGGCGGCCCGGCCGCGGGCGGGCCGCCCAGGCCCUUCCCGCGCCGCAUCGCGUGGCCGCGCCACGCCCAGUUCGCCGUGCCGCGCGCCGCCGUCCGGCUGCGCUCGCGCCGCUGGUGGCGCCUCAACGCCGAGCUCGCCUCGCUCCCCUCCCCCCUCAAGCACAUGCUGCGGCGAGACGGCCCGGAGGACCGCUCCGAAAACGGGCACGCGCGGCGAGCAAAGUGGGCCAACUUUGGGCCAUACGCCGUCGACCUCGGCCCGCGGCCGCCGCCGCAGCUGCGCGCGCCCGACAACCGAGUCGGCGCCACCGGCAUGCUCCUCGCGGUGGCGUGCAUGUUCCUCGCAAUGGCGUACGAGCGGCUGUGGUUUCGCGCGUUUGACCCGGCCCUGCGCGAGGCGGAGCCGCCCCACCCGCAGUGUUUCGCGGCGGCCGCGCUCGCCCGCUCGCCGGUCCGCUGCUCGGGCUAUGCGUGCCCCGCCACCUCCCGCCGGGCGGGGCGGCUGCCGGAGCUGCUGGCGGAACGCGGCGGCUGUGCCGCCACCGACGCCGCGCGCCUCACCGCUGCGCCGGCCAACUGGAUCUUUACUGACGCCGGCGUCGGCCGCUGCCUCGCUCGCGGCUGCAAUGUGUCGACCUUUGACGUGGCGGCGAUGGGAACAAGGCUCUACCACGAGUGGCGGCUGGCGGAGGCGGAGGCUGUGGAGGGCGAGGGGCCGCCGUCGCUGGGUAGGGUCGCGAGCGAGGAGGAGGACGCUGAGACGCUCGAGGCACGAGGGACGCAGCCGGCCGAGGUCGGGCGGAGUACGUCGGAAGUGUGUAGCGGGCAAAAACGUCUGUGUGAGUAUAUCCUUUGAAUCGGUCCCGCACCGGGAUGUGUGGCGCCUACACGUGUAGUAGGUAUUAAUAGCUUGUAGGGGAGGCCGGAGCGGGC